UGUGAUAGUGAGGAUGUUCAUUUUCACUCCACAGCCACAAAAAGUCCCCAAAUGCUGCAGAGAGUUUGGUAAUGCUGUGAGGUUGGUUUUCCAUGACUCUGAGCGUCUUUUUUGUGUGAUUGUGUGUGUUUGGUCCAGGUGGGAUCAUGAGGCGUCGCAGUCACCAGGCUGGACGAACUGCGAGGAGGAGGAGGCAGAAACAAGACAGCGCCGUCCAGUCGAUUUCUCUGUGUCACCAGCUGCAGUAUGUGAGACUGAUGAAGUUUCUUCACCAACGGGGAUUCACCUCAACGCUGCUGCAGCCAGCCCUCUUUCCUGACACCGGUAGAGGACUGCAAGCUCUCAAGACCAUCAAACCUGGCCAGCUGCUCAUUUCUCUACCAGAGUCCUGUCUCCUCACAACCGCAACUGUUCUGGACAGCCACAUGGGACAGUAUAUCAAGAGCUGGAAGCCCCGCCUCUCUCCCCUGCUGGCGCUGUGUGUCUUCCUCGUGUGUGAACGGCACCGAGGCGAGGCCUCUGAUUGGUUCCCGUACAUUGACGUGCUGCCCACCUCUUACACCUGCCCCGCAUAUUUUAGCGAUGAGGUCAUGGCCGCUCUGCCCGGCAGUGUGCGGAGACAGGCUUCAGAGCAGAGGGAGGUGGUGCGAGAAUUGCACUCUGUUAAUCGAGACUUUUUCAGAUCCCUGCAGCCAAUCCUGAAUCAGCCCGUGGAGGAGGUGUUGACAUAUGAAGCACUGAG
Molecule: messenger RNA, 742 nt
Organism: Plectropomus leopardus (leopard coralgrouper)
Lineage: Eukaryota; Metazoa; Chordata; Actinopteri; Perciformes; Serranidae
Source: RefSeq, a predicted model, not a curated record